CUUGUUACUGUGACGCUUCUCUCUUCAAAUUAAUUAUUCUCCAGGUUACACAGUUUAGUUUUGUUUUAGUUUUCUUAAAGUCUGUCAGUAUUUCAAGGUUCAACAUAAGUUUGAAAGUUAUUAAGUUGGAUGGACUUCAGAUGGCCGAAGGGGCGGCGCUAGUUAUCGUAAAAAAUGUGCAAAAAUUAUGCGCGUAAGAGUGCUAGUAUAUGAGGAAAAAAGAGCCUAGGGAUAUUGUAUCACUUGAAAAUUUGUGAUUAUCGAGUAGCAGUCGAUUGUUUUAUCUCGAUUACUGAUAUUCGAGAGUGAUAGAUGCAAUGUUUUCUUGUCAUUGUCAAGGAAAAAUUCUACCAUAGGUGUAUGUUGUUCAAUAGUGAAACAAAUAGUUGUUUCCUUUACUAUAAACGUGAUUGACAAUGAAUGAUCGUUUUUGUCAUCUUUUAUUCGUCUUCCUAUUGGUCGAUGGAUCCUUCAAUCUAUAGUUUUCAUGACUGCCACAAUUUCGCCUUAUGAACUGUACAAUCCACGUGCUACGCUACAAGCAUUACAUGAACCAUAGAAACAGAGAUUAUAGGGGAGAUUGCUAGGGCUUAUGGAAGGGCUUUGGCGAGUGAUUCAUUGCGGCGGCUACGGAACUACGCCCAGAGAGCUCGUACGUUGUAGUAGAGUUGAGAGAGGAUACUGAGUAUCAAGUAGAAUUCAAUGCUGGGGAAAAGCGCAUGGCCAUUAUAGUAUCUUUGUCUCCUGAAUUUCCACUGGAGAAACCAGUCCUACGUGUGUCACCGCCUGUUCAUCAUCCUUGGUGCAAUGAAUACAGCGAAAUCACCAGUGCUCCUGGAUUAUUGAAUUUUACAGUUCACAGUGAUCUUGGGCGUGUUGUUCAGGCUAUCAUCAGAGAAUUCUGCAAGUAUCCACCACAGUUACAGGAUGAUAUGAUGUCAACACCAAGUUUACCGCGUAGUGAUCUUCAAGGGCGAAGGUCCCCUUCCUACAAUCUCCAAAGAUACUCAGAUCGGCCAUCGACAUCCUACAACUCAUUUUACAACUCUUCUUAUCCUCAAUUUUUAUCACCAAAUGAAAAUUCAAGCUACACAUAUAAUUUCGCCAACACGUGUCUGGCAGAGGGUCAACAAUUUGGUACUUCCUCUCAUCAUACGACGACCGCCGCUCCAGUACAAUCCAUACAAUAUAUGACUUCAACAUACACUGAUACGCCUUGUGUUUAUUUGAAUUGCGGAAAGCCAAUAUCUUCUAUCAGCAUUGAAUUUCCAGAAUUGCAUAAUUUAAGUAAUGAAGAAUUGAAAAAGCUUGGAGAAGAAGAAGAUAGCCUGGAUAAUUAUUUGGAGGAACAGUCUCGAUUGAAGGAUCUUAAUUUAGCAAUCGAUGCAGCUAUUGAUUACGUUGAAAAAGUUACUACUGGAAACUUAACCAAAGAAAUUGAGCUGAAGACUCUUCAAGAGGAAGUAAUAUCUCAAGUUCAAUCUGUAUCAGUUCUCAAAGCUCGUUACGAUAGUUUAAUCAAUCAAUAUAAUAAAUUGUCAGAAGUGUUUAUACCAGACCAUAUAAAAGAGUGUCUAAAAAGUGCUGCAGACGAGAGUCACGAAAAAAGUGAAAAAAUAGCCGAAGAUUUUCUUAAUAGAAAAAUUGAUGUUGAACGUUUUUUAAGUACAUACAUAAAAUGUAGGAAAUUGGGACAGGCAAGACGCACCAAGGAAGAAAAAUUGGCGCAUCAGUUGAAUGAAUUGAAACGUGCUGGAUAUUAGAUUGGAAUUAAUCUAUUGCAAUUAACUUACUUAUUCAUACUAUAAAUGUGGAAAUGCAAAUAUGAAAAAUUGAACGAGGAAAUCUGUAAAUAUUUUCCUUUAUAGGCAUCUUCAAUUGUCUUUGGGCAAUGAAAUUGUAUGUACCAAAAACUUAUUUCAAUAUUGUAGUUAGAAUUAGAGACCAAAAAUGGGAUGCAAAACUUCUCUAUAUCGUAAAAACUUAUUUCUGAAUAUCAAAUACUUUUUAAGUUAAUCAUUUAGCCAUUAAAAAUAUGUAAAUUGAACGAGUUUUAUGAUUUCAAGUGUGCAAGCAAAAUAUUUCCCAUCUCUACUCAUCGACCCUGUAAUGACGCCAACACUAAAUGCAAGUAACUGAUUGGAAAGGUGCUAUUUAUAAAUGGUAAUUUACACCGUAUUUUUAAAUACAUUUUUCAGUAAAAAGUGUUUAGAAGAUAAGUGGAGCUCUUUCCAAUCUAAAAUUAAUGUAAUUCAAAAAGCAGCUAUCUAUUUUGACAUGUACUGAUCAUCAAAUAUGAGUUACAUCAUUAAUUAGUUAGCUCGGUUUUUGAGUGGCGCAAGUUAUUUUAUAUUUUAGGAUACAUUAACCGGCCAAUUAUAAUUGGCUUCGCAUCUCACGUAUAAUUGGCCAGUUACUGCCCGCUUAAGUGUGAAAUACAUUUAAAAUCGGCAGACCUGUUGACGCUACAAAUUCUACUCUGUAAUUUCUUCAUUAUUACCGGAGUACUGUAGUAAAAUAGAAAAAAAUAUAAUUUUAUAUGUAAGUGCUUAGAAACCCUAUAAAGGAUAAUUUUGACUAAAAAAAUUAUGAAUUGUAAGAUUUUUAAAUUUUAAUGCCGAAACUCUAGAUGAUAUAGUUGACCAAAAGCGUAAAUAUUUAAAAAAUGUGUCAAAUUCCGAGUUCGAAUAUAUAGUAACGGUAACAUUGAAGGCGGCAAGUGAAACCUGGUGCUCCAUUUUUUCGAGAUUUGUGAUGGUCAGGAGGGAAGCACCAUGAGGUCGCUCUCCUUGCGGCGUACUCCUCUCGCCGAAGGUAUGCUCAUUGGUGAUUAUCAAUUAAAUAACGUACGAGGACUCAGCUAGGCAAGCUCUCUAGUUGUUUCUCCCCUUCACAGGGUUAAAAAGUUCUUGUGUCAGACUGGUUCACGGCGCCCAGAAUGUCUAAGUCUUGUCGAUCCAAGAAGUGUCUUUUUGCGACAUAAUUGCUUGUUAGCCGCUCACGUUAGUCUCAACCAGUCUAGCCGCUACAACGUCAACAAAAGCCCCUCACAAAUUGUGUAGUAAAGAGAAUUCACUUCACAAUAACAAUGCACAAUAACAAUGGUAGUCUAGUGAUUAGGGAGUAGGUUCAGUAAUCGUAGGUUCUUCAAUUCGACCUCCUGCAUCGUCAAAAAUACGGUUUUUGCUUCCAAAUGGAAACCUUGUAUUUGAUCAAUUUUUCAAUUUUCGAAUUUCAAUUGCAAGUUAUCUAAAAUGUUCUGAAACACGAAAAAACAAUGGUUUUAGACCAUGUCUGUAUUUUCUAGAAGAUUAUAAAUUUUAAAGAUUCAUUUGGAGAAAAUUCUACAUAAAUACAGUAAAAUUUGUAGGUGAAAAUCUGAAUUUCCGCGUUAUGAUAGCUAACACUAACCUUUACUUUGAUGCAUCGUCUCAGCUUGAUCGGUUCAGUAGUUGGUGAGUUAUAACAACUUUUAUAAAAUUUUGUGAAUGCAAUAACUCAAUAAAAAAAAGAUAUAUGUA
This is a messenger RNA of Fopius arisanus, 3521 nucleotides long. RefSeq names its product Vacuolar protein sorting 37A (gene Vsp37A). The record is from RefSeq and is a predicted model, not a curated record. Lineage: Eukaryota; Metazoa; Arthropoda; Insecta; Hymenoptera; Braconidae. The coding region runs from base 720 to 1763 and encodes 347 amino acids. Gene Ontology annotation, biological process: ubiquitin-dependent protein catabolic process via the multivesicular body sorting pathway; protein targeting to membrane; protein targeting to vacuole. Gene Ontology annotation, molecular function: protein dimerization activity. The transcript has 6 exons. Gene Ontology annotation, cellular component: ESCRT I complex.